Molecule: messenger RNA, 4507 nt
Organism: Gasterosteus aculeatus aculeatus (three-spined stickleback)
Lineage: Eukaryota; Metazoa; Chordata; Actinopteri; Perciformes; Gasterosteidae
Gene: st6gal1
Product: ST6 beta-galactosamide alpha-2,6-sialyltranferase 1
Biological process (GO): sialylation
Cellular component (GO): Golgi apparatus
Molecular function (GO): beta-galactoside alpha-2,6-sialyltransferase activity
Source: RefSeq, a predicted model, not a curated record
GGAGGAGAGGCGAGAGGAGACUCGCGGCGCUCGGGUCCGCACUUCUCCAAAUGCCAUCCGACAACCGAGAGCGGCCUCGGACACACCGGACGGACGGCGGCGGCGGCGACGGCGGCGGCGACGGCGGCGGCUCCGCGACGCGCGGUACUCACCGGGAACAUGGCGGCGGGAACAACAACAUCAACAACAAGCUGCGGGGGAACGGAGCGGUAGAUAAAUCAGAGGACGGCGGCGCGUGAGCAGCAUCACUUGCGACAGAGGCGAUGAGGGGGAACCUGAAGGCAUCAGUCCCUCUCUGAGCAUCAACAACACCUCAGCGCGUUGUGCCGCCCUCGCCAUGGGCUACAAGAUCCCCGGGGCGGCGAUGGACAGAGUCAGCCUGCUGUGGCGCCUGAGGCGUCGGGCUCGCCGCGGAGUCCUCUGCAUGGCCUUCUUCUGCAUCUCCAUGGCUCUGCUCUACGCCAUCUGCGCCGAAAACAGCGUGCCCGUCACCGACGCCAUCUUUGGGGUCCGGGCGCGAACCCGGGCUCAGCCUCGUGCACACUCCGUCGUCAAGGUGCUGCGAGGGGGAGCCAAGCCCAUGUACAUCGACCCUCAGAAGCUCCCGGGCGUCGUCCCCGGCGACCCUCAGCGUCCAAUCCCGGUCCUCUCCUCUCCAAACCAAACCCGCGACGCCGUGGACUCGCCGGCAAAGCGGAAGCUGAAGGAGCGAGACCCACCUGGGUUUUUCGCCCGGCUGCUGCCGCGCCCCUUCACGCGGGCGCUGGAGACCCUGUUUGGGGGCCGGCGGAGGGGGGAGCUCAGCGGCAGAGUGGGGGAAGCAGAGUUCUUCGGGCCUCACGGGCUUUUGGGAGAGGUGUGGGAUGACGAGAUGUCCAGUAGCAUGCUGGGAAGCAGGCUGAGGAAGGUGGUGCAGAACUAUCAGGCGAUGAAUAAGUACGGAGUGGAGUUCUCGGGUCCUGGCGGAGUGUCCAGCAGGCCCAAGCUGAGCGGUCCAAAGCUUCUCUGCCAGCUGAGGGACAAGGUAAAGGUCACAACUUUGACCAAUGACCUCGAGCCCUUCUCGUCGCUGUCCUGGGCAGUCCAGCUGCCCCCGAACACCCUGACCUCCGACCUCGGGCCCUACAGGAGUUGUGCCGUGGUGUCGUCUGCAGGGUCGCUACGCAACUCCGGCCUUGGCAAAGAGAUAGACUCUCAUGACGCGGUGCUGCGCUUCAACGCCGCGCCGACGACCGGCUACGAAAAAGAUGUCGGUUCUAAAACCACCAUCCGCCUCAUCAACUCCCAGGUGAUGGCGUCAGAUGACCAUCGUUUCCUGUCCAGCUCUCUGUACAGCUCAGGUGUUCUGGUGGCCUGGGACCCCGCCCCCUUCUCCGCCGAUCUCACCCAGUGGUACAACAGGACAGACUACCCCAUCUUCACUCAGUACCAGAGAUACCGGAAGCUUCAUCCUAUGCAGCCCUUCUACAUCCUGCACCCUCGCUUUGAGUGGCAGGUCUGGCAACGAAUACAGGACAACAUGGCCGAGCCCAUCCAGAAGAACCCGCCCUCCUCCGGCCUGCUUGGAACCGUUUUGAUGAUGUCGCUGUGCGAGGUGGUGCACGUCUAUGAGUUCCUGCCGUCCCGCAGGAAGACGGAGCUCUGUCAUUACUACCAGCGCUUCCACGACGCUGCCUGCACGCUCGGCGCCUACCACCCUCUGCUGUACGAGAAGAACCUGGUCAAGCGGAUGAACCGGGGGCCUGACCGCGACAUCUACACCCAUGGACGCGUCACGCUGCCUGGCUUUGGAAAGAUGAACUGCACCGAGGCCGCUGGAGGUUCAACCAGCCGCUGACUGGAGGCAGUGUAGCACAUAAAAACACAAACCCCCUCCACCCCCUCACACACACUGCAAAGCAGAAACCUGCAUGAAGACACGUAGAUAAGAAGACAGAAGCAUGAACGCUUUAUUCACACUGCCGGAACAAGAGGAACGCUUUGCCACUCAAUAUAAAUAUUAAAUGUUGUCACUAUAGGUUGUACACACCGACACUAUACCCAUAGGUACAUUCCACAGUCAUCACUAAAACCAACCCUUAGAAAUGAACCAUUGCGCUGUUUUUUAAAGUUUUAACAAUCAUAUUUGUUUUUAAGAAAACAGAUUUUUUGAAGAUAGAUUUUAGACUGAAAUCUGCUGUCGACACUUAUGGUAAAUUAAGCUAUUACAUAAUUUUCCAUAACAAUGUACAAUCAAAUAGCACGGGAAAUACACCUGCUUUGUUUUUACACUUCUUGUGUGAUUUUAGUUUGAGAAAUAUUUUACAGCUCUAUUUUCAGGGCUGUGAAAAACUCUCCAGGAUGUGUUGGCUGCAUGUCAGUCGUUUCCCUCAAAUGUGAUUGUAUUUGUUCUCAGACUGAGUCACAGUAAGAACUCCCACGUUAAGCUGGUUGACUUUUUAAAUAAAUGCAUCUACAUCUCUCUUCUCCACAAACAUUUUAGACGCGGCCCAAUACAAAUAAAACACAAUACAUAAGAAGUGAUGUAGCCAUAUUCCUUUUUUUAAUAGAUGUUCCUGUGUGGGGGCAGACAUUUCUUUCAAACUCUGAAUGGUGAAAAAACAAAGAAACAGUCUGAGGGGCAAAGGAAUAUUCUUUAUUGAGGAUAAAUGCUGCAUGCGGAGGACUCUGAUCCAUUCAAAGAGCCAACAAUCUAGCUAAAAAAAAAACUUGUACCCACGUUGUCAAACCUGUAACAACCUAUUAGUCUUUUUUAUCAUUCAUACGUGUACAUAUUAAAAAGUAACACUGAAGAACGGUCUUUAAUGUGAAGCAUAGCUAGUUUUAUUUCUACAAAGAUACAUAUUUACAUACUUGCUAACGUAGCUGCUAACUUAGAAUUUAUUUCAUAGUGGGAAAUUUUAUUUAAUAUUUGGCACAUUUAAUGUAUAAAUACAUUGUCAUCUGGCUGCAUUCAAGUUUUUUAAUAAUUACACCACUUUUACAUCCCUAUACUGAAUAACAUACUUACUGUAGCCACAGGAAAAGUUAACUUAGCAUAGCAUGACAACUGGAAAUGGGUGGACAGAGCUAGCUGGCUCUCUCCAAAGGUAAAAGAGACGCUCGCCGCCAUGGAGUUCACGUUAAAACUGCUGGUAUGAUUUUUAUGAAACUUGCUGCGCAAGAAAAGGACGAAGCCCUUACAUUUGGAUAGGGUCCCGAUCUCGUAGGAGAUACACCAAGUUGUUUUUACUUUCAUUGACGUAGUGAGUCGAGCGUGGCCGUGUCGGCGUUCUACAACUGUCCUUCUGGUUGACACAUUGUACCUUGUUUGCUUCAUCGUUACAAAUAUUUAACUUAUUUCUUGGGGGAUCAUGUGCUGGACUGCUGCUUCAAUGAACCAAUGCUCUUGGAUGAGGUUUAAAAUAGUUGGGGCAAUUUCAUGUUUUUUCCCUCUGGAUGAAAACUUUUUACCUAAGUGAGGAUAACGCUCAUAUUGUAAAGCUUAACUGCAACAGACCACAUAUAUAUUAAAGAUAGUCUAAAACAUUAAAUAGUAUUCUUGCCUGUUUACUUUCAGAGGACAGGAGUGCAAUAGACAUACAUUAAGGACAAAAUAAAAUUGAUUUCUCCUUGUGUUUUGCAAAAACUCUACUCGCUCACACUUGUAUUUUUCAGUAUUACAGUGGAGAUCGGCCUUGAGUGUAUUGUGACUUUUAUUCUAUUAUUACCAAAGCAUGUGCAGCAACAGGAAUACCACUCACACGCAUCUCUGAUGAACAGAGAAAUGAUCCGCAUGGCACAGAGUCUGCUUUUAUCCAAAUGCUUUUUCUUCAACAAGCGUGAUGUAAAACGUGCAUAUUGUUAUUAGCAUCAUCACGUGUGAGCCAGCUCAUUAGCAUGCAAACAAUAAUAAUGAGUUCCUUAGGAAUUGGAUAGUAUUUGUAUGAGAUUUUACUGUUUCUAAAUAUAAUCUGGAUGAACUAGUAGUUACUGAUGGAUUAUUAACUCCCUUAACAGUCCAAGGUUGACCACGUCAAACUGUUUUAGUAAAUUGUAUUUAAUUGUAGAAUGGUAUGAUUCUGGAGAAGUUAAAGCAUUGUACAUUAAGAGUUGUUCCGAUACCAUGACGAUCUGACAUCCAUGUUAUUAAUCGGCUAAUUAAGUUCAAUCAUGCGUUCAAGCUACUCUCAGAGAAAAUGGGUAAUGGGUAAAGGCAAAUUGUUAGGUUUUCUAAUGUAAUCUUGCCAUUUUUAGUUUUUGGCAAGAAACUUGAAUAAAUGCAGUUGUUUGAAAAUGUUUUCAUAUGAAAUAGUAAAUUAUGACAUAUUUAAUUUUUCAUUGUCAUUAACAGACUGAAUCGGAUCGGCACUCAUUUUUGGUAGAGAUAUAGUUCAGGCCUUGAGAAGACUCAAAUGGUAUCAGGACAUCUCUCAUUUUAUUUUCCCCUUUGUAUUAAACCUGCAUUUUUUUCAAAGCACUGAUUGCUCACAUUGAACAAAAGCACAUAAAACUGUCAACAAAAGAA